AUGAUACAAGCACAUUUGACCUGUGUGAAUGCACUACGAUUUGUUUCGAUUUGCGCCUUCCAAGUUCAGCUUAGUCUCCUACAGGAGACCUCGGCUGGGCAUGGUGCCAGUUCAAGAAGAUAUCGCCUAUGCGACACCUCACAGGCUCCAUCCCACGGAGUUGCUUCAACGGAAGGGAGCGGAGAUCGAGUUCGGAAGGGGAAGAAAGGCUCUGAGGUUCAUACCACAGGGAACAAGCGGGUGUCACACACCACUCAGCCGCAGGGCUAUCCAGAUUCGCCUUCCUCACUGACCGCAGAAGGGCAUAGCAGUGGAUGGCCAGAGGAUCUCAGCGGCCUUGAAGCUGACACAGGCUUGGCAUCUUUCGGCGUGGAAAGAACGGUCUUCUUGGAGCACAAGGCCUGCCUUUUGACCAUUCACGCCGAUGGAUCCCCACGGCUGUGGUCCACAAAACAAGCCGAAUUCCUGGGAAAAUUGGACUUCAUGGCGAGUCCGGACGAGGUAAUGGAGGACAAAAUGGAGGUAAUAACAUCAAUCUAUGCUGAUGAUGACAACACGUGGUUGUUUACUGGCCAUGCAGACGGGUGGGUCCGAAUUUGGGAUUUGACGAUGGUCACUGCAAAGCCUGACAUGAAGAAGGGCCUGUUGCUGUUCAAGGAAAUGCACUUGCAUCAAAUGGCAGUGACAUCGUUGCAGCACUUUGAGAUCAGUGGCAAAGUGGUCAUUGUUUCAGCCUCAUCUGACUGGACCGUCGCAAUGCACACAAUGGAUGGAGCUCGCAUUGGGAACUUCAGUCAUCGCGGCCCGCAAUGGAGGCUAUCAGACCAAACCACGUGGUGUGAUCAGCCACCGCCUUCCACUGAAGAGGGCAUCCGAGGGCCUGAAGACGAUGACCGCUGGGGCAUCAGUCCGCGCAGAACAGCUGGAGGUCCAGGUGGCCACCGAGAUGGUGCAACCACGAAAGGGACUGUUCCAGGCAUUGGAAUUGGCGUUGGAAUGCGCACUCCAAGAGCCUCCAAGGUGCGAACAAGACCCGUCAUUCCUGCUCCGGUUCAUUCAGGGCAAGGUGACUUUGGAAAGCUAAGCGUGGUUGAGCGCUUCAAGCCAGACCUCACCCUUGCUGAACAGGAGAGACAAAGACUGCAAAAGUUUGCUGUUUCCGAACACACUCAUCGCUCUGGCAAAGUUUGGAGCAGGCUGCGCGACAAGGCCAUGCUGUGCACAGAUGGUACAAAUGGCUAUGCGGCACUCAAUGCGGGCCGCGCCCCAGGGCAGGCAUGCGGUACGAAGAAUCAGAUUGAUGCCAGACAAUGCCAAGCAAUGCAAAGAAACGAAGAAUAUCAGCGCGUUGAACUUAGCAUCAGCGGGGCUACACCUGGCAUGCUGGAAGUCCGACGACUGGGUGGGAUCACAGAGAAUCCAGCAGUAGCAAAGCAAGAAAUCUGCAAAAGGUCGGUGGAUGUUUUGGCGAUUCUGCGGCAAGAUCCAAUGCGCCCAUGGGAGAAGGCACCACCCUCUUUAUCAAUGCAGAAGAUCCCGUGGGCGCAGUUGCAGGAGCCUCGAACUGUGGCAGCGGAAGUCUUCAUGCAUGUGUCCGGCACUGCUUUGGUUGCAUCCUGUGUAGCUGUCAGUCUCUUGGCUGCUGGAUCGUGUCGAAAUACCAGGAUACAGAAGUUUGCAACACUUCUACUUCUGGCAGAUGCACUCCUUUGCUUUGUAGCUACGAUUGCAUUGUCCAGCUGGUGUGCCACCCGAUUGCGGCCGUCAGUUGCUCGCGUACUUUACGGCUUAACAAAUGGUGAGGCUGCAAUCCAGCCCCAUCGCUUCGAGAUUUGGCCUGGUCCUGGAAGCCUUUGCUUCGUGGUGGCGGGCAUUUGCAGUUUUCUCGCUGCCUUGAUCUUGCUUGGGCUCGACUCGCUCGACGAGAAGGAGUUGCAGGGCUCUGGUCUGGCCAAAAUCCGUUCUACAAAGUCUCCCAAACACAAGGACAAACUUGUGCGAUUGGUUGCACAAAGCAGAAAGGAGUUGGUGCGCUCGCAGCAGCAGUGGGCCGAUCGUUUGCUGAUAGGAUGCGCCUCGUGCUUUGCAUUCCUGUUGCUCUCCAGCCUUUGGAUCAUAGGCCAAAAAGCCGUAGACCUUGGAGUCAAAGACGCGCUGAACAAGCCAACUUGGAGGCAGCGAAGGCAUGGUGUGCCGUGGCGCCAGGACUAUCGGGAGGCUUGGCGAGACGUGAAAGCUGCAAGCAUUUGCACAGGAAUAAGAACUGCCAUCAAGAUCGAUGACUUUCGCAAGUCUGUUCAGGAGAAAGCAGAUCUGACAGCGCAGCAAGUGAAGGGUGGGUUGAGACUUUGGGGUGAACAACACCACCGAAGCAGAGAGCCACAAAGCAUGGCUUCAAAAAGUUGCAGAGUGUGCCGAGUCAGAUUCAAGGAGAGCAAUUAA
Cladocopium goreaui is the source of this 2442-nucleotide messenger RNA. The record is from the annotation of a GenBank genome assembly. NCBI's taxonomy places the organism in Eukaryota, Dinophyceae, Suessiales, Symbiodiniaceae.